This is a messenger RNA of Lagopus muta (rock ptarmigan), 3254 nucleotides long. It is a transcript of the gene NDUFAF4, whose product is annotated as NADH:ubiquinone oxidoreductase complex assembly factor 4. Bases 65 to 586 code for a protein of 173 amino acids. The record is from RefSeq and is a predicted model, not a curated record. The transcript has 5 exons. Gene Ontology annotation, cellular component: mitochondrion. Lineage: Eukaryota; Metazoa; Chordata; Aves; Galliformes; Phasianidae. Gene Ontology annotation, biological process: mitochondrial respiratory chain complex I assembly.
AGCAUUCUGCGCAUGCGUCCCGCCGCUCUGCGCAGGCGCAUAGUGGGACGCGACAGCGGCGGCGAUGGGCGGGAGGCUGGCGCGUGUAUUCCGGACAUUCAAUGUGGAGAGCCGGGCCCGCCGCGAGAUCAGCAAGGAGAAGCCCACCCCCGCGCCGCGCCACCCCACCAGCCGCUUAGACGAGCUGACCGACCGCCCUGAGAUACAGCAAGAAAUUUCCAGGAAGGACGACAGGCUCCUCACCUUGUUAAAAGAUGUUUAUGUGGAGUCCAGAGACCCCCCGGCACAGGUAAAAGAUGGAGGAGGUGAACAUCUUCCACGUAAACAGGUGGAAAAGAGAUUGACAAAACUAGGUCACUUGGAAGAGCUAGAUAUUAAGAAAGUUCCCAAAGGCAAAAUUUCUAUUGUGGAGGCUUUGAUGCUUCUUAAUAAUCAUAGACUUCAUCCUCACAUAUGGACUGCAGAGAAAAUAGCAGCAGAAUACAAUCUGGAACUGAAUGAAGUCAACUCUCUUCUGGAAUUCUUCAUUCCUUUUUCCCUUCAAGAGUUUCCUAAAGAAACAAGAAAAGCUAUAAAACCAACAUAAGAAUAUUUACAAAAGAUUUGUGUGAUCUUGUUUGUGUCUUAAUUAUACUCCUGAAUAUAUUCAGUGUCUGAAAAGUGCUGGUAAUGUGUUAUUCAGCAAGGCUGCUGUCUUGUACCAAAAAGAUGUAUUCAGGCAAUUCCAUUCAGUAUUUGAUAGCUUCAGUUAAAUCUGGUAAUGACAGGACAGAGUUUGUAAAACAGAUUUUAACAACUAAGUUGUGUGAGAGCCUGUCACAGGAUUCUGAUUGUUGCAUUCACGUUUUUUUCAUUCAGUUAAAAUACUCAAGUUCUAUUUAGAAAUUUAACUUAAACAAAAAAAACCCAAACAGGUUGUCUUUCUUAACAGAGACUUCCUGGCCUCCAGCAAAAUCAGUGCUCUGUGUGUAUUAGCUUUGUAAUUCAUGUUGCAAGGACUUGCUCUCAAGGUGUGUGUAUGUUAAAGCAGCUGUAUUUCUACUGUAUAAAAGUUUAAUACUUACGCUUUAUAAAGAGCGUUAGCCAUAAGAAGAUUUAGGAUGCUCAGCUGUGUCAAAAUACAAAGGUGAAUAGCAAGAAGGCUUCUUUCUGAUGACUAAUGUGUGACCGCUCUUCUACUCCAUUCUGAUUUUGCUGAAUUAUCUGUACCUCCCCAGGUUCUCUUCAUCAGUCGCUGAAUUUGUAGAGUGAAAAUCUAGUACGGCAGUCUUUUGCAGCAGCCUCUGGCACUUGCUGUAUGGGAAGUAAUGGUUCAUGUAGUAGGUAGCUGUUAAAUGCAAUUGUAUCUACUGAUUGGACCCAUUAGUAGAUCUUUUGUGAACGUCUGCCUGUGCUGUUGUAAUAAGCCUUUUUCCCCCACAGAGGCCUUCUCUGAUUCAUCCAAGUACAAGCUUAGAUCAGCGUGUUCACUGAUAAACAAGUUUUCCUCAGGCUACCACACUCAAGAUAGACAGCAUCCUUUAGUUUUUAGUAAAGAAAGUUAAACUGAGGAGAUAACUGGACUGUAGCAUUGAUACUCUGGGUCUGUGUAGAUAAGGAAGAAGUUUAGUGUUGCUGGCAAGUACUGAUUAAUGAAAACUGGUUCAUGUUCUCCAGCUGACUUAGAAAAGAAAGCAGAGUUUAUGUUUAAAAUUACAGUAUGAUUGCUUUCAUUUAAAAAAUAAUAAUGUUGAAAUGUUUACACUGCAACGUGAAUGUUUCUAAUGCGCAUCAUCAAAAAAAAAGGUAAAUGUAACUGCCUUUUUAAUGACUUCUUUGUUAGGUCUUAGGAUUCUGAUUAUGGUAAAUAUUUUACCAAGAACAACAUCAGCUUUGCUAUUUCAUAGCAAGAUUCUUACCGCUUCUCUGAGGUGGAACAAAGUGUUUAAUUAUAGUUUGCCACAGUAUAUUCAAGGUUUUUUUUAAAGUACGUAUCAUUAUAGACUAGUGAAAGAUUGUGUAAAAAUUCUGAUUGGUCUUGGAUGUGGGUAACCUGUAACUUAAUGGGGACAGACCUGAACUGAAAAUAACAAAUAAUAAUUCUGAGCUGUGAGACACGUUAUAAUUUUCUUGUUUUCCACAAAAUACCCUUCUGUGCUGUAACAGAAACACUGUAUUUUUUCAAUACUGUUCAUCCUAGUGUAAUACUUAAGGUGGAAUUCAGUUGUGGAAUACAUUUGGUACAGAUACUUUAUUUUUGUAGGAUACUCUGUGAUUUCUUCAUUUGUAAAUGGAUCUUCAGUUAUGCAUUGGAGUUAAUUAAAAACUUGCUUUACAAUCAGCAUUAGACAGUGGUUUAACCAUGCCCCUUGAUUCAGUACUUGCUUUGGUAUUUCUUUUACACUUUUAACUUGGUUUUGUCUAUUCCCUUUCCUGUGGCUGUUCAGCUGUUGGCAUAAGAAGAAGGUGUUCUUCAAGCAAAUGUUUUGAAGUGGGGGAUCCAAGGGACCUGAAUGCAUCCUUUGGGAAGAUGACCUUCCAGGAUGCACCUAGAUCUGAAAUAUGAAAGCAGAUGCAGUGUUUGUUUUGGCUGUGUUCUGCAAGGUCACUUCACCCCAUGGCUUUCAGUGUUCAAGAGUGUGCUGUUCUCUGGACCACUCACUGCUGUUAAUUCUGCCACAUGGGUCAGCUGGAUCCCAGGUCAGCAUGAAGUCAUUUCUCCUGCACGCAAAAUGAAAGUCAGUCUAUUUAUGUGUACCAUCAGCAGCUGGAAAGCACCAAUGUUUUAUCUCUUGUCACUCGUUACAAAUAAAUCAUAUCCUUCUUCAAAAUUGCCAUGCAGAAUAGAUAUCAAGGAUUUGUAUGAUAUUGUUCAGUGUUUAGAAAAUAUUUAAUCAUCACUGUAGGGUACAAUUUGCAUUAUUCCCAUUUUUCAUGCCAACAUGAUUUGUAUGGCAGCCAAUGUAUGCUAAUUAGUCAAAUUUCCCUAAUUAAUUUUUGUCAAUGUGUUGUCCUAACAUGACUUGAAAUGUACAGCUUAUUGUAUUAAAUGUAUUAAAACUGCUUCUGCUUUCCACUGUGUACCAGGGCAUAAUUUGCUACCAACAGCGUUUACAACAAUUUUUAAACGCACGUAUUCUAAUUAAAGUGAACAUCCAACACGUUGGCCAAGGGUGAGUCAUACUUUGUAAUAGCUCUACGGGGAAGAAGGUUGGAAUUAUGUGUUCUUUCAAAGCAAUGGCUGUGAGAAUAAAUUGUUUUCUUUUUAUGAAGUA